This is a messenger RNA of Stegodyphus dumicola, 9301 nucleotides long. Its product is annotated as teneurin-a-like. The record is from RefSeq and is a predicted model, not a curated record. Lineage: Eukaryota; Metazoa; Arthropoda; Arachnida; Araneae; Eresidae. Gene Ontology annotation, biological process: motor neuron axon guidance.
CUGCUUGGAUUCAACGUGCUCAGGACAUGGAGCAUGCGUGAAAGGUCAAUGUCUAUGCAAAAUUGGAUGGCGGGGUAUUAAUUGCAGUGAAGCUGAUGGCAGACUCAGUCGAUGUUUUCCAGACUGUUCUUCGCACGGUGUUUUUGAUCUGGAUACAGAACAAUGUAUCUGUUUUGAUCACUGGACAGGAGCUGACUGCUCUAAAGCCAAGUGUAGUCUCGAUUGUGGGAUUCAUGGUCGAUGCGAGGAAGGACGUUGUCACUGUGACCAGGGUUGGGCAGGUCACAGGUGUGACCAACGUACGUGCGACCCGCGUUGCCUGGAGCAUGGUCAGUGUAACAACGGAACUUGCGUCUGCAUUCAAGGAUGGAUGGGAAGACACUGCACUCUAGAUGGGUGUCCCAGGACUUGCAAUAAUCAUGGGCAAUGCUCCAAAGACGCGAAUGUUUGGUCAUGCAGGUGCCAUGAAGGAUGGGGUGGACAUGACUGCAGCGUACCUCAGGAAACGAACUGCAAUGAUGAAAUUGACAAUGAUGCUGAUGGCCUGGUAGACUGUGCUGACAGCGAAUGUUGUAACAAAGGUCAGUGUCAGGACAGUUUAAUGUGCAUGUCUUCUCCGGAUCCUUUGGACAUCCUCCUCCGGAAACAGCCCCCAGCAGUUACUGCUUCCUUCUACCAAAAAAUGAAAUUUCUCAUUGAGGAACAGAGUGUUCAAAGUUACGCCCAUAAAGAUGAAUAUUCUGAAAGCCAGUUCUGGAGUGCCUUCGUCAAGAGCCGAGUUUCAGUUAUCCGAGGAAGAGUGGUCAGUAGAGAAGGCAACGGACUUAUCGGUAUUAGAGUCAGUGUUGCCACUGACCCUCAGUUCGGAUUCACCCUCACAAGAAGCGAUGGUUGGUUUGAUAUCCUAGUUAAUGGUGGUGGUGCAGUGACACUGCAGUUUCAGCGGAAUCCAUUCCAUCCUAUCAAACGAACUGUCAUGGUACCUUGGAAUACUGUCAUGGUGAUGGGACCCGUUGUAAUGUCUGCUACUGUUGAAACCGAAGUACAGGAAGAUUUGUUGCAGCAGCAGGAACCUUGCUUGGAGCAUGACUAUGAUCUGAUGAAGCCAAUCGUAUACCAGACUUGGCGAUCAGGAUCUCAAGGGGCAUGCACAGAAAACAGCGCUAUUAUGGCUGAAACUCAGGUGUUGCAAGAGAGCUUUUCCAUACCCGGGUCGGAUCUACACCUAGUUUACCACAGUAGCCAUGCCCAAGGCUAUCUAUCAACCAUACACCUCCAGCUAACUCCAUCCAGUGUGCCGGAGACGCUCCGAUUGGUCCAUUUAAGGAUUGUCGUGGAAGGAUUUUUAGUAGAGAAAACUUUUGAAGCAGAUCCAGAUAUCAAGUACACUUUUGCAUGGAAUAAAAGAAAUGUAUACAAACAAAAAGUAUACGGCCUUACUACUGCAAGAGUUUAUGUUGGAUACAAGUACAGCAGUUGCGAACGCGUUGUCUGGACUGUGCAAGCAAGUACUCUCAGGGGUUAUGACAUGGACAUCUCGGAGCUCGGAUCUUGGAAUCUUGACGUCCAUCAUAGAUAUAAUUUCCACGAAGGAGUGCUACAAAAGGGUGACGGGGCCACAAUAUACUUCCGUCAGCAGCCAAGGGUGAUAUCCAUAUUGAUAGGCAACGGACAGCCGCGUCCACUUCAGUGCCCUGACUGCAAUGGUCUUGCCAGGGAUAAUAAAUUGCAUUCUCCAGUCGCCCUUGCAAGUGGCCCGGAUGGAAGUGUGUAUGUCGGAGAUUUCAAUCUUGUGAGACGGAUCACACCCAAUGGCCAAGUAUACACAGUGUUCAGAAUGAAGACAUCAGAUGUUUCAAGCCAGUAUCAUCUUACACUGAGCCCAACGGAUGGACAUUUGUAUAUUUCAGCUCCCGAGCAUCAUAAAAUUUUGAGGGUGCAUUCAUUAGACAAAGUUGAAGAUCCUGAUUCAAAUUUUGAUGUCGUCGUUGGAAGCGGGGUUAGAUGUCUUCCAAGAGACCGCAAUAAUUGUGGAGAUGGUAAACCAGCUUUAGAGGCUUCCCUGGCCUAUCCAAAAGGUAUGGCGGUUGCUGUAGAUAAUACGCUGUACUUUGCGGAUGGACCAAAUAUCAGAAUUGUAGAUAAUAAGGGAAUUAUCCAUACUCUUAUUGGAGAUCAUCAUCAUAAAAAACAGUGGAAACCUAUACCUUGCUCUGGAACCUUGAAAAUGGAAGAGGUCAAACUUCGAUGGCCAACGGAUUUAGCAAUCAAUCCUUUGGAUGGAGCUUUGUACUUCAUAGAUGAUCACAUGGUGCUUAAACUGACACAUGACAAACGUGUGAUGGCUGUUGCUGGACAACCAGCGUAUUGCAAGACUUCUAGUACCAAUCUGCACAAAUCACGGAUGACUGGCGAAACUGCUUUGGGUUCCCUUAUAAGUUUUACUUUUGGACCGACUGGAGAACUUUACAUUGCUGAAGUUGACUCAAAAAAUGUGAACAGGGUAAGGAGACUUAGCCCAGAUGGCGAACUACUGCAUUUCGCUGGAAAAGAAGAUGGAUGUCUCUGUGAGUGGCAUAACUGCACUUGCGCAGUAGAAGAUGAAGGUUUCCUAGCAAUGGAUACGAAGCUCUUCGCUAUUUCAUCUUUGACCGUAACAAGUGAUGGAGUUGUCCAUAUCGCUGACCAAGGAAGCUUGAGAAUCUUGUCCGCGAUCCCAUAUUUGCCCCAACCCGAUGAGCAGUUUGAAUUUCAGAUCGCUUAUCCUGACAAUCACGAAGUGUAUGUAUUCAAUAAAUAUGGCCAGCAUUCUGUCACUCGCAGUAUAUUAACCGGCAAGACUGUGUACACUUUUCUGUACAAUGUAAAUACGAGUUUUGGUAAGCUGAAUGCAGUUACAGAUGCGUCUGGCAAUAAAGUAUCUUUCCUCAGAGAUUCUGGUAACAGCUUGCAUACAAUCGAAACAGCAAGAGGAACCAAAUGCCGAGUACAAGUAACUAAACAAGGGCUUCUGGAGACAAUCGUAGAUCCAGACAGCUUAAAAAUAAAGUUUCAGUAUGAUGCCAUCGGUCUUCUAACGAGCCGAUCUGAUGCAGCUGGACGAUCAUUCUUCUAUGUUUAUGACGAGAAUGGAAGACUCACUGAUGUUGUGAAGCCCAGCGGACAGGUAACAAAACUGUCAUUCGAUCUCAGUCCAGAGGGUGCAUCAGUAUUCUCCCACGAUGAAGAGAAAGACAGCCAACUGGUGGUCACUGUCAAAGGAACUACUGUUAUAUCCACUCAAAGCGGAGUUCCUAUACAGGCCACUUUGCAUCAAGAUGGAGCCAUUGAAGUUGAAACACCGUGGCAAGUUGGACUGGUCUGGGAACCAGCAUCUCACUACGUUCUGCAAGAAAUACUGCCUGUACAGGCCGGAAUGUUCCCAUUACCGGUACGACAGACAACAUACGUUGGUAUGGAAGCAGCCAAUGUUGUUGAAUGGAGAUACGAUGUUAAAUACAACAGGAAAGAAAGGUCCCGUGUAGAAAGAAGUAUAUCAGCCGUCGAAAGAGUACUAAUGGCCAACGAUAUUCAGUAUAUAACUAUGGAAUAUGACUGGGUAGCAGCAAGAGAAAUACUGUACAAUAGCUCGCGCAGGCCGUUUUUGGUCAUCCAGUACGACAGCUUUACUAGACCUAUCCAGUGGUUACCAACAGAAACCAGGUUGCCUCUCAAUGUAAUGUAUGACAGACUGGGACGUUUGUCUGGUUGGCAGCAAGGACCCUUAUCUGAAAGCUUUGGGUAUGAUCGUAUGAGUCACUUGGCAGAAAUCAAAUACCCGGAUGGAUCAGCAAUGAGAUUCAGCUACGAUGGAAAAACGAUGCCAAGCAAAGUUGUGCUUCCAAGCGGUAGACGAUUUACAUCCCAUUACGACCAAAAUGGUGGACUUAAGUUUGUGACUACUCCAAAAGGAACUCGGCACUCCUUUUUAACUUUAAUUUCUAUUGGAUUUUAUAAGUUUUUCUACAUUCCCCCGGGAAAUAGUGGUCCAUUCGUCAUCCAUUUCAAUGAUUUCAAGCAGCCUGUGAUGAAAAUAUUUCCUGGAGAUCAAGGUAGAGUUCUUUACAGAUACAACAAUCAGACACUCCUUAGUGCCAUAAUUUUUGGUGGAGGAAAAGUCGAGAAAAAUUACAGCUCUUCUGGAUUUUUAUCAUCCGAAUCAUCAAGUACUUUAGAAAUAGAUAUCAGAAGUGAAUACAGCUAUGACGGUGCUUUGUUGACUACCUGUAAAAUAUAUUAUAUAAGCCAGUUCCAUUUGACUAAUGCUAUUUUACAUUACCAGUACGAUAAAUUUUUCCGAAUCAAAAGUAUUUUGUUCCGCAUUGGAAGUCUUCAACUACCUACCAUAGAAUAUUACUAUAAUCCAAAAACUGGAAGACGAGAACAGAUUGGAGACUUCAGGCUUUACGAAAAGAGCUUAAACGAAACAGUUUUAUCUGAUGGUACUGCUUCUAUUACGAGGCAAUUUGAUGCCUUGCACAGAUUUCGACAAGUAUCCUUGGUCAUAGCCGACAAGGAGGUUUUCCGUAUGGACAUUCAAUAUGACAACCGAAAUUUUGUGACUCAAUCGCGAACGUACAUGACACAUUUGGGGAAACCAAAAAUGCGGCUGCAAAACUUUUCUUAUGACAAUGAGGGACAACUUGUGGAAAUGGUUGGAAGAGAUCACUGGAAAUUUACGUAUGAUCCAAAUGGUAAUUUAGUGACUAUGCAAUAUAUGGGUAAUCGUAUAGACAUUCUUCAUGACGUUGGAGAUAGGAUUGUUAGCUUUGGCGAAACGCCGUAUGUAGUAGACGGGCGAGGAUUUGUGAUUCAACGAGGAGAAGAAAGCUUUGCUUAUAAUACGAAAGGACAAUUAACUAAAGCCUCUCGUAAUGGCAGAUAUGAUGUAGAAUAUUACUAUAAUACGAAAGGUAUGAUAUCAGUAAGAAAAGAUAAUUUUGGAAAUGUUACUCAGUUCUUUUAUGCUGAUUUGUCGCACCCUGACCAAGUGACUCACACCUAUAAUAAUAAUGAUGGAAAAAUUACUUCAUUUCUCUACGACGACCGUGGCUUCUUGAUAUUUCUUAUUGUCAACAAAGAAAUGUACUAUGUUGCUUCUGAUCAAAGUGGAACUCCUUUGUUUGUUUUUGACCGUAAAGGAGAAAUCGUCAAAGAAAUCAGCAGAGGACCUUAUGGUCAUAUUUUAUUUGAUUCAAAUCCUCACUUUUCUUUGCCAAUAGAUUUUCAAGGAGGCAUUUGCGAUCCCUUGACAGGAAUGCUUCACUUCGGGGAGAUGGUAUACGACUCAUUAGCUGGGCAGUGGCUUACUCCAAGAUGGGAUGAAAUUUUGUACCAUGUGACAAACCCUCAGCACCUACAUUUAUACCGUUUCAAUAAAAAUGAUCCUAUCAACAGCGAUAAGAAGAUGAAAAAUAAAUUAGAUCUCACAGCCUGGAUUAAAAGUCAAGGUAUAGAUAUAGACAGCUUAGAUUUAGCGGCUGAUUCCAUUUUUCACAAAAUCUAUGACAAGGAAGCAAUGCCUCUUUUCCUUGAUAUGCCAUCAGUGCCACUUGUAUCUGGAUUUGCAUGUGCAAUACGCCAAAAACUGGAAAGCUUCGCUUCCUUAACAAGUGUAGCAAGGCCAAAGGUCAAACGAGAGCAGCUCUUCGAAACUGUCCUUCCAAAAAUCAGCACAAUGAGCGUUCCGUUCGGUUCAGGGAUUACCGUAUCACGCAUUGGUGAGAGGGCUUUAGUACGAGUCUCUAACGAAGCUGAUAACAUCAGGAGAGAUGUAUUUACCUCUGUUUUUAACAAUUCUUAUUUGUUGGAUCUCCAUCUUGUUAUGCAUGGUCAAGACGUAUUCUACUUUGUUAAGGAUAGUGCUUGGAGAUUUGUCGAUGACUUGAACCAACUGCAGAGACUUGGAACAGCUAUCAACACUACAGUUCAUGAAUCUAAACCUGAAGAUGUUGAUGUCAGAGUCCAUUCAGAGCAUGCUAUACUGAACAUUCGAUAUGGAACGAAUCCACACAAGGAAAGGCAGAGACUUUUGAGACAUGCUAAGAAACACGCUGUCGGCCAACGAUGGGCUCAGGAGAGACAAAUUAUUUUAACCAGCCAAAGAGGAUCCCAGAAAUGGUCUGAAAAGGAAAAGGAACAUAUUCUUUCAACCAGUUCAGUACCCGGUUAUAGAGGGGACUAUUACCAUGACGUUGAGCUGUACCCGGAUCUUGCUGAUGAUCCUGCUAACAUCGUGUUUCAUAAGUCAAAUCAGAAACAAAGGUGACCGCCUUAUCCAAAAACCGCAUAAAUAUCCUAAACGUAACCCCCUGUGUAUCCAAAAAGAAUUUACCGUUAAUGCUGCUAUUCAAGUUUAAAAAUCUCCUCUUAAAUUAUACUACAAAUUCUUGAACUUAAUGUGUUUAUCAUUAUCAAGUACAUGUGAGCAUAAAACACAGAGCAUAAAUCCCAUGAUGCGGAUCAUUUCUUUGUGGAAUAGUUUCAUUUCAUCUUAUAUUAUUGAACAAUGAGAGUACAUUAUGCGAUAUAACACUUAAAAUAUGGAAAAUAUAAAAAAUUUUACGAUUGUUUAAAUUACGGAGUUUACCAUUGAGAUAUUAACCCAUGUAUACUACAUAUUUUCACAGAAAGAGAAAAUUUCACUCUAUUGAGGUAUCUUAUGUUGUUAUCACUCUCGAUCGUAAAAAUACAAUACAGUUAACUUCUUACACAUAUAAUAUUUUCUAAGAGCUUCCCAAUGUUAAAAAAAUUGAAUGAGGUAAUUGGUUGUUAUUCGAACAAAAUUCAAUAAAAAUAAUUGGUAUGUGAACCUUUUAUGAAGAACUAUUCCAUACACAACUUAACGUUAUUUCAGAACAACAGCUGUUGUUAGGACAAUCUGAUAUUAUGAAACCUCAUAUCUAAUGGUUGCUCGGGAUAUUUGAAAAUUUACGUCAUUUUUCUUUGAUCCAUGUAUUUUCAAAUGUCUUGCAUAGAAGUUAAUCGAUGAUAAUCACUACAUUUGAACUCAGCGUAAGGACAAUUAGUAAUGGAUUAAUAAGGGCGUCUUCUAAACUGGGGUUCCCCCUGGUCCCCCCCCCUCUUCACUGCAGGCAUCAGUGGAAGCAAAAGACAAUGAAAGUUAAAAACCAAAAAGUAUAUUGCCAUGUGCUAUGUGCAUACAAAAGAGUAUUAGAAAAUAAAAAGCUAGUUUAAAGCUUUUUAUUUCAUAGAGUCAGCAAAUGAGCUUGAAAUGCAAAUGUUUCUAAGCUGAAUCUUUUGUAAUAUAAAUGAACUGAAAUGUGCAAAGUUCUUUUAGGAUGCCGAAAUUUUAGAGGUAAAACUGAGCUUGGAGCUUAAGACCGUAUAGGAAAAAUUUUGUGUGUACAAAAAUUUAUGUGUAAUCCCGGUAUAGCAUAUAAAAGGCUGUGUUCGGUGUUUCUGGUGAUUCCACACAAUAAAUUGCACGAGAUUUUAACUUUAUGCUGGAGUCAACUGCUAUAUCAAAUGAAAUACGUUUUAUAACACCAUCCAAAGAUUUAUUUGGGCAAUUUCUAAAUUCUGAAAUGCGUGUUGCAGUUCACAUACCUCAACAAUGUGAGUUUUGCAUUAUUUUUGCUAUGUUCAAUAGUCGAAUAACGUAUUGAUUGAUUUUUUUUUCAUGAUUAAUUUGUAACAGAAUUAUGUAUGCGCAUGUUUAAUACUAAAUUUAUCCAAAUAUUACGGAUGUAUUGCUUUAACGUAUUUCUGCUUUAUUUACUUUACUACUUACUUAUUUACUAGAAACAUUAUACCUAAAUAUUAACAUUUGUUAAUGUACUGACUAAAGAUGUUUUGAAGAUGUGUUUUCCCUACACUUUGUAAGUCUGUUAAGUAAUACGUAUUUUGUGUUUUGCAUUUUACAACAUUUUAGUUUAAAUGACAAAAUUUAUCGCAGUGUUUCCAUUGUUACUAUGUAGACGUGAUAGUUUUAAUGUUUACUGAGUGCUACACUAAUUUUGUAUUUGUAACUAAUCGAUUUUGAAAUAAAAACUCAUAUGCUUCACGAGAGUUAAUGGAUUUUUGCUGUAACAGAGAACUUUAUUUUUUGAGUAUUUGAUUCUUUAUCCCCUACACAACUGUUUUAUUUUCUUAAAUGAUCAAAAUUUUAAGUUACCUUCUUCAUAGCAAAAGUUGAUUUAAAUACAUGCGUGAAACAAACUGCACUCUUAAGUUUAUGGUGGAUAAAUGCAUAAAAUGAAGAAUUUGCAGAAAAGGCAUGCAUUUCUUUUUUCAUUAGCCUUAUAUAAGCAAUGAGAAAAUUUAUCAAAAAGGAAUUUUUAUUUAAAUGCAGUUUUAUUCAAAUACCUCAAAUCCGACAUUGAAAGGUAUACUUUUAAAUGCUCAAUUCUGGAUUUUAUUUUACAUGCGAAUAAUACGUAAAGUAAUAAGGCGAGUUAUUUUGUGUAUUUCUAAUUUAUUAAAUUCUUUUAUGCAUAUUAAUAUUAUAGAGCAUUUUUGAGCGAAAUUAUGCAGUAUAAUAAUUAUAAAUCAAAUUAAGUAAUAAUGCAUCUAUCGACUGAAAACUAUUACCUUUAUUGUCUCUAAUAUUUUCUUCCCUAUUAACUUGUACUCAAAAGAAGUGCAGUGUUAUUGCGUUAUUCAUAGUUAUAUGUAGAAAAUACAACCAUGUUUGAUUGUUAUUUAUAAGAGUUCCUUUUAUUUACGAGAAGAGAAUAUUUCUCUGCAAAAUGUUCCGUGAUAAUUUAAUGAAAUUUCUUAUCUGAAAAUCUUUCUUGAAUAUCUAUACUCGGUACCAAUUACAUUUGUAAUUGGUUUACAUUAUGUAAAAUUGUUCUUCUAUUUUAUUCAGAUUUUACUCAGUGUUCGGUGAUAUUUAACAUAAAUACCUUAAAUAAAACUUUCUGUUCACUUCAGAGAAAUAUCUGAGAAUUAAUUUUGUACCAUAUCUCUUUCGGGUUGUUAUGUUAUAUAUAGCAUAAAAUCCAAUUUUCUGUUUUAAUCAUAGAAAAUAUAUAAAUCGAAAAAAGCUGCACACAUCCUAAAUGCUCUUUUUUUGUACGAACCUACUUGCAGUUAUUAUAUUCAGUUUAAAACUGCAAUUAAAUUAUGAUAUUUAUUCAAUUCAAGAAAUGAAUGAUGUACAUAGCAACAAAAAUAUUACUGUAAUACUUUGUGAGUGACAUGAAAUUGUGAUGAAAACAGCAUGAAAGUUUACAUGCGAUGUGUAUUGUUGCUGUAUGUAAUGACAAUAAAAAUAAAACUGGAGAUAUUAAUAAUA